Phoenix dactylifera (date palm) is the source of this 2752-nucleotide messenger RNA. Lineage: Eukaryota; Viridiplantae; Streptophyta; Magnoliopsida; Arecales; Arecaceae. The record is from RefSeq and is a predicted model, not a curated record.
CCAAACUCAUGCAGCAGGUUGGCAGGCUCCAAUCCGACAAUCUACCAGAGGUUCACUCUCGCUACAGGUCAUUUAUGUAAGAUAAGAUGGACAGCUCGGAUUAACAGGUUAUUGCUGCACUCUAUCGACCAUGAACUCAAGAAAUUCAGAUGUUCAUCAACUUUGGCAUUCAUUACGGGAGACACGAUUCCUAUUUUCCUCUCCAACUUAUUUUUCUUUGUUCCUUCGGAGCAUUAAACGCUCCCUUCUCUCCCCCUGCCAAGAUUCCCUCUUAAAAUGGCUAUACUCUCUUAACCUUACGUGAUGUUGCUCAAAUGAGACCGAAAUGCAGUCAAUCUGUUUGGCAAGAUGCUCCUCCAGGUGCUUGUGAAUAGUUCUCGGAGUCUUCUCAUCUCGUUGGCACUACUGUACGUAAUUGGACAAUCAUAUAGUAAUUAGAUUAAAGGCUGAACGCAGAAGGUUAAACCUAGGCUUGCAUUGCGCUUUCAGUAGGUAGCCACCAGUGGAAAUGGAACCCAAAGGCCUCGUCCUGGGCCACUACAACAUCGCACGCUUUGUUCGACAAAGCUAUCAUAUAAUUUAAAGCUUGGAUGUUGCAUUGGGUUUUUGGGUUCGUACUCAUUUAUUAUUUCGGCGCUUUUUCUGGAGAUACAGAUCAUUUCCUUUGAGAUCCAAGAAGUACAGUUUGGUAUGGAGAUGGUUGCGUGGCUCUUUUUAAGUCAUCAUCUCUCACCGCCCAUGUGCUCUCUCACCUCCUCACUGAUAUUUAGUUUUGAGAAAAAAUUCAGAGUGGCUAUUAUAUGGGCAAUUACCAGCUUGCUUUGUUGGUCCCGAGUGCAUUAGCAUGUGGUUUUUUGGGCCCCCACCUCAGCUAAAGACAAUGGGUUGCAGUCACUUGACAGUAUCUCUGGAUUUGGGAAACCAAGGGGGUGAGGGUAAAGAGAGGAGGCUUCUCCUUUUUCCAUCACUUUUUUGGAGCAGAAAAGCUCCUCUCCUUUUCUGACCCCUCACGUGUAAUCUUUUCACCACCCUUCCAUUUCAUCAGCUCCCCAGCCCUCUCUCCACCCUCCGAAAGAAAAGUGGGGUUUUGGUGUCAAAUGUUUUGUAGCGUUAUGUGAUCCAUGGGAGCUCUCUUGAGCUUUAGUCAUGGAGGCCAAGAGAGGAAUUGUUAAAAAAAAUAUUAAGCUAAGGUGAAAAAGGGUGUAGACAGCACCACUAACAAACGCACAGAAGGAGAGCACCAUGACGCUAGAAGCACUGGCUUCUAAUGAGCUCCCCACGUUUCUCAUCUAUGACACCAUCUCCGCCACCCCACUCCACCACCCUGAGGCCUCCUCGACCCCGAGCCUCCUCUUCGACGAAGCCGGCGGUGGCGAUGGAGUGAGCUCGUUGGGCCUCGCUCACUCAGCGCCGGCGAUGUUAGGGGGCUUAGCGCCGGCAGGGCAGGGGCGGAGGAAGCGGCGGAGGCGGCCGAGAAGCUGCAAGAAUAAGGAGGAGGCGGAGAGCCAGCGGAUGACCCACAUUGCCGUCGAGCGCAACCGCCGUCGCCAGAUGAACGAGCACCUCAGCGUCCUGCGCUCCCUGAUGCCAGAGUCUUACAUCCAAAGGGGCGACCAAGCCUCAAUCGUAGGCGGAGCCAUUGAUUUUGUGAAGGAGCUCGAGCAGCUCCUCCAGUCUCUCGAAGCCCAGAAGAGAACACUCCAGCAGCAGAAGGGCAAGGCUGAGAAAACGCCGAGAAUUGAGCCAGGGAGCAGCAGCAGCAACACCGAUGACACCGAUUCCCCUCCCUUUGCUCAGUUCUUUGCCUACCCUCAGUACGUCUGGUGUCAUGCACCCCGGGACUACCCCCCACCGGAGAACCGGUCGGCGGUGGCCGACGUCGAGGUCACCUUGAUCGAAACGCAUGCAAAUCUUCGAAUUCUCUCACCAAGGAGGCCCGGACAGCUCCUCAAGAUGGUGGCCGGGCUUCAGAGUCUCAGGCUCACCAUUCUACACCUCAACGUCACCACCCUGGACUCCAUGGUGCUCUACUCCCUCAGUACCAAGGUUGAUGAGGGAUGCCAUCUUACUACAGUUGACGAUAUCGCCGCCGCAGUUCACCACAUGCUCUCCUUGAUUGAAGCAGAGGUGUCUGCUCUAAGCCAAUAAAAGGGUGCAAGGAGUCUAGGACCACCCUGGGGUUUGAGGGCUCUCCUAGCUCCCGCUUUUGAAAACUUGCGGAUUUGUCUACUUUUGUCCUCUGAUCUAAUGGGCUUCUUUUUCCUGUAAAGCUGGGCGGCUUGUCUACUGUGGGCCCACCCCUAUGGAUGGCCCAAGAUCACGGAACCCCACCACCACUCUUGUGGUAUUUAUGAUCCUGGAAUUAGAUAAGAGGCUUCGUCUUAGGAUUUGAAGGGGCUUGGAUCGACUCUUUCACGACACGGACCUGACCCAUUUGAUGUCUGAAUACUUUUGUAUUUCAAAUCUUGGCCCUGGCCCGAACCAAUUCAAGCUUAGCUGGGCUGUGAACGUUUUAGGUUGAGGUCUCAGACCUGAUUUAGUUGUGCUUGAAGCAUCCACUGUACAAAGUAAAACUCCAUUUCACAAGUCCCAGGUGGGUAGAAUGAGACGUCCCCGUGUUUUCUGUUUUCACAGAUUUUGAAGGUAGAAAACUUAAAAACCUAAGAGUCCUAAAAUAAUUGUAAUAUAUAAAUGACUGUAUAUAUUUUUCUUUCGAGAAACCAAUAUAAACACAUGAUUUUAGUAGGAUCAA